Molecule: messenger RNA, 1577 nt
Organism: Pezoporus flaviventris
Lineage: Eukaryota; Metazoa; Chordata; Aves; Psittaciformes; Psittacidae
Gene: PRPF38A
Product: pre-mRNA processing factor 38A
Exons: 10
Coding region: 33-971 (312 amino acids)
Cellular component (GO): precatalytic spliceosome
Source: RefSeq, a predicted model, not a curated record
GCCCGGCCCGGGGCUGAGGUGUAGCGGGCGCCAUGGCGAACCGGACGGUGAAGGAUGCGCACAGCAUCCACGGCACUAACCCGCAGUACCUGGUGGAGAAGAUUAUCCGCACCCGCAUCUACGAGUCUAAGUACUGGAAGGAGGAGUGCUUCGGGCUGACGGCCGAGCUGGUGGUGGACAAGGCCAUGGAGCUGAAGUACGUUGGGGGAGUCUAUGGUGGGAACAUUAAGCCUACGCCGUUCUUGUGCUUGACGCUGAAGAUGCUGCAGAUCCAGCCCGAAAAGGACAUCAUCGUGGAGUUCAUAAAAAACGAGGACUUCAAGUACGUCCGAAUGCUGGGUGCGUUGUACAUGAGGCUGACAGGCACUGCCAUUGACUGCUACAAGUACCUGGAACCCCUGUACAAUGACUAUCGGAAAAUAAAAAGCCAAAACAGAAACGGGGAAUUUGAACUGAUGCAUGUGGAUGAAUUCAUUGAUGAAUUACUCCACGAGGAACGUGUAUGCGACAUCAUUCUGCCUCGAUUACAGAAACGAUACGUCCUGGAAGAAGCUGAGCAACUCGAGCCUCGUGUCAGUGCUCUGGAAGAAGACAUGGAUGAUGUAGAAUCUAGCGAAGAGGAGGAAGAGGAAGAUGAAAAGCUGGAACGAGCACCAUCACCUGACCACCGCAGAAGAGGCUACAGAGACCUGGACAAACCUCGCCGAUCUCCUGCUGUGCGGUACAGGCGGAGCCGGAGCAGGUCUCCAAGAAGGCGAAGCCGCUCUCCAAAGAGAAGGAGCCCAUCGCCACGCCGAGAGAGGCAUCGCAGCAAAAGCCCGAGGCGACACCGGAGCAGAUCCAGGGAGAGGCGGCACAGAUCGAGAUCUAAAUCUCCAGGUCAUCAUCGUAGUCACAGACACAGAAGUCAUUCCAAAUCACCUGAAAGAUCUAAGAAAAGUCACAAGAAGAGCCGGCGAGGGAAUGAAUAACAGACUAUAUCCAGCCCACAGUUCAGGGACCUUGAACUGCAGUCAAAUACUGUUCUAUCUGCAUUAUGGGACAGCUGGAUAUGUACUGGCUGCUUUAGCAGUCCAUUCCUUUAAUCCUCCUUCUGUACAAGUCCUGUUUGUUUGUUUGUUUUUAACUAAAGGAAAGGUAAGGACAUUUUUUAUGUAGCUGCAUAUCCUCAUGAUGUAACUUGAGAUCUCUUUUUAAAUUGUUUUUCUCAAGGCCUGUAAAAAAACAGUGAAGAGCAAUAAAAAAAAAAUGGGGCUUCUGUCUUUAGACCUUUGUUGCUGUUUCUUUCAUUAUACUUUGUUUAGUUGAAACUGGCUUCAUUCUCAAAUCAGGUGCUCAUGUGAGAGUAUGUUCAAGUUACAGACACUGAAGAGCCACCAGCCUGAAUGAUUUCAAACCUCCAGUACAGGAAAGAAAUGAAGACUCUCCUAAUCCAGUAUGUCUACUAAAAGCAAGAGUUAAACAGCUCUCCCACACACAAAAGAAUCAGUAACAGCUAUGUAAGAAUCGCCCUUAGUUCUAACACUGUCGGACAGUUUAGAAGCUUCAAGUAGUACAAAACACUGCAGCUCUUUAGG